Messenger RNA from Penicillium nucicola, 1374 nucleotides. RefSeq lists its product as uncharacterized. Bases 1 to 1374 code for a protein of 457 amino acids. The transcript has 2 exons. Gene Ontology annotation, molecular function: hydrolase activity, acting on ester bonds. The record is from RefSeq and is a predicted model, not a curated record. Gene Ontology annotation, biological process: phospholipid catabolic process. Lineage: Eukaryota; Fungi; Ascomycota; Eurotiomycetes; Eurotiales; Aspergillaceae.
AUGCAUCUUGCUGCCCUUUUCGGUCUGCUGUCCCUCGCGGCAGCAGUCUCCGCUGCUCCCCCCAAGGCUCACAAGUCCCGAGCCCAUUCCUCGGCUUCUAUCAGCAAUCUGCAGAGCAAGAUUAAGAAUGUUGUUAUUCUUGAGAUGGAGAACCGCUCUUUGGACAACGUCCUUGGUGGUCAGACUCUCAAGGGACUAGAGAACCCCAUCAACAACGGUCCAUUCUGCAACCCAUAUAAUCUGACCGAGCCCUCUUUAGGCCAGGUCUGCAGCUCCGCCAAGGACUUUGACUCUAUCCUGGAUGAUCCAGAUCACUCGGUGACUGGCAACAACAUUGAAUUCUACGGCACUUUUAGUCCCAGCAAUGAGAACAUCGCUCAGGGCCAGCUCACCCCUUCUCAACAGGGAUUCGUGCACGAGCAGCUGCGCCGCUAUGGUAACGAUGUAAACAAGACCGAGCUUGCUCAGCAAGUCCUCAACUAUUAUACCGAGGAUGAGGUGCCAGUUUUGACAUCUCUGGUCCAAAAUUACCUCACUUUUAACCAUUGGCACUCUGACCACCCUGGUCCCACCAACCCCAACCGCGCCUAUGUUCUGUCCGGAACAUCAGCCGGCCACGGUACCAACGACGAAGCGUUCGAUUCUGACGUCCACGGACUAACUCAGCGCUCAAUUUUCCAGCAACUCUCCGAGACCAACCACAGCUGGAAAAACUACUACACAAGCACCGACAUGAUCGAUGCCUUCUUCUUUGACUGGACCUUCACCAGCAACAACACCGACAAGGCCCAGCCCCUGUCAAACUUCUACGACGACGCCGCAGCAGGCACUCUACCCGAAUUUUCCUUCGUCGACCCCUCCUGCUGCGGCCAAGGCACAAGCUCCAUGCACCCAACAGGCCUGAUCUCCGACGGAGAAACCCUCAUCAAGAACGUCUACGACGCCCUCCGCGCCAGCCCCCAGUGGGAAGAGACUCUCUUCAUCCUGACCUUUGAUGAGACCGGUGGUUUCCACGACCACGUCCCUCCCCCUCUGGCCCCCCGUCCAGAUGACCUGACUUACACCGAGACUGCGCCCAACGGCGAGUCGUACACUUUCACCUUCAACCGUCUUGGUGGCCGUAUCCCUACGCUGCUUAUCUCCCCCUGGAUUGCCAAGGGCCAGGUUGAGCAGAAGGGCACAAACUCCGACGGAGCUGUUGUUUCGUACUCGGCUUCUUCGAUUCUGCGUACUCUCGGUUACCUUUGGGAGUUUGAGCCUUUCACCCCCCGUGUUGGUGGUGCUGCUUCCUUUGAGCAUCUCAUCGAGAGCAAUAUGCGUACUGAUACCCCUGCUCAAUUGCCGGCGCCCAAGGCUUUCAAGGCUAAGGUUUGA